AGAUGUGCUGUAGGGCUUAGGUUUUGAUCAUCUCUCUUGCUUCCCCAGGAUCAGCUCUGGCCCUGUAUUCGGCGAUUAAGUCCCUAGAAGAGGAGUCUGUCCUGAAGCCCUGAAGUGCUGCUGCAGGUGCAAGUGAGAGCUGUGAUCCAGGCAGUCCCAGCCCACUGCAAGGCGGGGACUCUCUGGCAAAGAGCAGAGUGGAGCUCUCCCCAUCACUGCCGUGGCCCCUGCCUGGGACAGCAGUUGUGUAACUGCCUUGGGACUUGGACAGUAACAGAUUGACCAAAUACUGCAGGGAUGGCAACAAUCAAGGGGGUUUCAAGUUUCAAUGCUGAGCAAGAAGCACAAGCACUAAGGAAAGCAAUGAAGGGGUUUGGCACAGAUGAAGAUGCCAUCAUCGAGACCUUGACCAAACUGAAUGUUUCCCAGCGGCAGCAAGUUCUGAUCACCUAUAAAACUACUAUUGGCAGGGAUCUGAUUGCUGACCUGAAGUCUGAGCUGAGUGGGAAUUUUGAAAGGGUGAUUGUUGGGAUGAUGACUCCCACCACCAUGUACGACGUGCAUGAACUGAGGAGGGCUGUGAAGGGUGCAGGAACAGAUGAGGGUUGCCUGAUAGAAAUUCUGGCGUCUCGCACAAAUCAAGAGAUCCGGUGCAUUAAUGAGAACUACAAACUUCAAUAUGGCUGUACCCUUGAAGAGGACAUUGUCUCUGAUACAUCUUCCAUGUUUCGAAGAGUUCUUGUGUCCCUCGCAAUGGGAAACAGAGAUGAGGGAACAUAUGUGGAUGGUGCCCUUGCACGGCAAGAUGCUCAGAACCUAUAUGAAGCUGGAGAGAAGAGAUGGGGAACAGAUGAGGUGCAGUUUAUGUCCAUCCUCUGUACACGGAACAGAAGUCACCUACUAAGAGUUUUUGAUGAAUACAGAAGGAUUGCUAAUAAGGACAUAGUAGACAGCAUUAAAUCUGAGAUGUCAGGAGAUCUUGAAGACGCUUUACUAGCUGUGGUAAAGUGCACACGGAAUAAACCUGCAUAUUUUGCUGAAAGAUUGUAUAAAUCCAUGAAGGGCUUGGGAACAGAUGACAAUACACUGAUCCGAGUGAUGGUUUCCCGCUCUGAAAUAGAUAUGCUGGAUAUCAGAAGGGAAUUCCUGACCAUGUAUGGGAAAUCUCUCUAUUCCUUCAUUAAGGGAGACACCUCAGGAGAUUAUAAGAAAGUUCUGCUCAAACUCUGUGGUGGGGAGGAUUAAAGGAUGCCUCUUGUACUGCCUGGGUGAUGGGAAACAGAAGAGCAUAAGGAUUUAUCCUUCCAGAUAGCUUUGCUUAUUGCUAUGAGUAUUGACUUAGGUUAGUUAAUGCUCUGAUUAGAUAACAGCAAUCAGUUUGACCCUUAUGAUACGCUUUUAUGCUUGUCACACCCACUUUUUUCUAAUAAUUUGGUUAAAACCUGACUUGAACUGRAUAUUGUAAUGAGCUCUGCAGGAGUUAAAUGUUUCCUGUCAAGCUGCCCCUCCACAGCUGCAUUUGCUAGCCAAGCUCGUUGAUCAGUUGAGAUCUAAGCAAAUUUAAAUGCAGAACAUAGGAAAAAAUAACCUAAUCAAUAUAGGGAGUGUGCGCAAUGCAGGUUUGCUUCAGUCUUGCAAGAUGAUUCAAAUGUAACAUCACCCCUCUAAAAUCUAAGUGUUUAAACUUGC
Molecule: messenger RNA, 1689 nt
Organism: Nothoprocta perdicaria
Lineage: Eukaryota; Metazoa; Chordata; Aves; Tinamiformes; Tinamidae
Gene: ANXA4
Product: annexin A4
Exons: 15
Coding region: 298-1245 (315 amino acids)
Cellular component (GO): cytoplasm
Molecular function (GO): calcium-dependent phospholipid binding; calcium ion binding
Source: RefSeq, a predicted model, not a curated record